Messenger RNA from Funneliformis geosporum, 570 nucleotides. NCBI's taxonomy places the organism in Eukaryota, Fungi, Glomeromycota, Glomeromycetes, Glomerales, Glomeraceae. The record is from the annotation of a GenBank genome assembly.
AUGAGUUCCGUAUUUAAUGCCGACGUAAACGAAUUUAUCAAGGAUUGUAUGGCAAAUUUGGAAGGAAAUUGCUCAUCUCCUUUUGCGGAAAUCAGUAGACUGACUAAUUAUGCAUAUUCCGCGAGUCGGAUAUAUCAUCAUUGGCACAAUAAUCUUAAUUGGUGUUUAUGUCAUGAUCCUUUAACUCAGGGGGAAAAGAAUUACAUUGAUGUGUGGGUAUGUCAACACCGGCUACCUAAUGGUGAAAUUCGAUGGACUGUUUUACAGAAAGAAAUGCAGCAGGUGUUUCUUAAAUUACACAAUACAAACAAGAUCAAAAAUUAUUGGAGGUCCAAUCAACAUCGUACUUUAAGAACUGCCAACACAUCUGUACAGAAUGGUGGAAAUACAAAUCUCGUUCCUCUCUUGCCUCCCUCUGUUCUUUUAAAUAAUGGUAAUAACUCAACUUCAGCCUCUCCAACGGCAAUUCCUUUUAUCCUGGGAACUUCACGACCUUCCGCGUUGGAGCCCAGUUAUAACCUCUCCGAACCUCAAUUUAACAUGCCAUAUAAAAUGAGGCCGUUCUUCUAA